Molecule: messenger RNA, 3838 nt
Organism: Betta splendens (Siamese fighting fish)
Lineage: Eukaryota; Metazoa; Chordata; Actinopteri; Anabantiformes; Osphronemidae
Gene: atf6b
Product: activating transcription factor 6 beta
Exons: 17
Coding region: 233-2302 (689 amino acids)
Biological process (GO): endoplasmic reticulum unfolded protein response; regulation of transcription by RNA polymerase II
Cellular component (GO): nucleus
Molecular function (GO): DNA-binding transcription factor activity, RNA polymerase II-specific; RNA polymerase II cis-regulatory region sequence-specific DNA binding
Source: RefSeq, a predicted model, not a curated record
UUUCCGGAAAAGACGUUUCCUUGUCUGUCAUAUGCGAAGCAUAGGGGAAGAAGGAGAAUUUAUCUGCAGACACAAAAAACACAUAACGACUCUCGUGUCGCCCUGAGAACAGCGUCGCUGGUGUUUAUAACUGACAGCCAUGAUCCGCAGCUCGCAGCUGUGUGGAUGCUAAGGCUACAGGCGCUUUUCGGCUCCGUUCGCAGGGUCCUCGUCGCCGUGUGGCUUUGCGGCGAUGAGCGCGGAUCUUCUGACGCUCUCCGACCUGGACAGUCGCUUCUUCGCCGACAACCUCCUGACGAGCGAAGACUGGGAUGCCUGUCUGUACCAGUGUGAGAGCAUGGAGGAGGGCGAGGAUGGAGACUUCAGCAGAGAGACGAAAUACGACACGUCGUUCGACAAUGACCUCGUGCUCACCCUCGACCCUGACAACCCCACGUCGCCAUGGCAACACCUUGACGACAGCCUGCUCACAGGAGAAGCUCCAGUGGUAAAAGCUGACAUGACCAUAACGCAGCCGCUGCCCGUGGAAAUGUUGUUCCAGGUAAAAGCAGAACCUCCGUCUCCUGCGUCCUCGCUCGGGUCGGACUGCUCCGCGUCGUCUCCAGAACCUCAGAUCCCAGUCAAGGGUGAAAACCCUCCGACUCCUCCGUACAUGUACGGAGACGUGCUCUCACCCCCACUUGGCUCCCUGGAGGUUACCGUGGCGACGACAACCGUCCCCCCACCACAGACGCAGAUUCCUCCAGUAACGCAGACCUCUGCCGUCAUCAGCAGCAUCCAGACGCAGGCGACAGUUCUGCCGGCCUCCACAUUAAAGGCCAGCACCAUCCUCAGCUCCAAAACUCCCAUCCAGCCCAGACCCGUGUGUGUCGCCACCCUCCCGGUCCCUCAGACACCAGCACCAGCCAAGACUCUCAUACUGCAGGGCCUGCCCUCCAUGGACCAGGCCAGACCUGUCGUCCUCUCUCCGUCCGUCUGUCUCAGUUCUGCUCCAGCCAUCGUCAAGAUGGAGCCCGUCUCUCCCAGCAUCCCCCAGCACUGCUCCAGCCCCACAGCCCCUCCCAACAGCAAACCCAUCGUCCCAGCGACCAGCACGUUACCUGGCAACAGCUCCAACGAUAUCGACAUGAAGGUUCUGAAGCGGCAGCAGAGGAUGAUAAAGAACAGAGAGUCGGCCUGCCAGUCGAGGAAGAAGAAGAAGGAGUACCUGCAGAACUUGGAGGCUCAGCUGAGGGAGGCCCAGCAGGAAAAUGAACGACUGCGCAGGGAGAACCAGGCGCUGAGAGAAAGACUGGCUGGAAAAGAGGGCAGCGACUCAGCCGGUAACAGGAGAGCCAUCUGUGUCAUGGCCGUCCUGCUGUUCAUGACCUUCAGCUUCGGACCCGUCAGCAUCACAGACAGGAAGCUGUCGGCCGACCUACAGGAAGGCGUGGUGUCAUACACAGGACGACGCCUGCUGGAGGAAGCCGCACAUGCUCCCAGCGGAGCGGAGGACAAGACCGAGCCCGAGGAGGACGGAGACGCAGAGAGAUACGCAGCAGAGCCCUACCCGUUCAGGAACCUGAGUGACGUCUUCAGUGACAUGAAGGAGCUGGUUCUUCAGGACAUUGACCGUUACUUCAGCUCCUCCGACUGCAGACAGUUCAACCGCUCCGAGUCUCUCCGGCUGGCAGAUGAGCUGAGGGGUUGGGUUCAGCGACAUCAGAUCGACCGUAAAAAGUCUGGAGGGAAACCAAAGAUCGCCAAGAAAGCAAAGAUGACUCAGAAAGCUCAGCAGAGGAAGACGAACAUCUCCAGAUAUCUGCCCAUUCCCACACAUCGCUCCAUCGAAAGCCAGCUGCAGGUGUUUCCUGGUCCUGAGGUCACGUACAGCGACUUCCUGGACGCCAUCGACCGCAGAGAGGACACGUUCUACGUAGUUUCUUUCAGACGGGACCACCUGCUGCUUCCAGCCAUAAGCCACAACAAAACCGGCCGCCCCAAAAUGUCUCUGGUGAUGCCAGCAAUAUCUGUUAAUGAGAGCCUGUAUAACUCGUCUCAGGGCUACGAGAUGAUGAUGCAGGUCGACUGUGAGGUCAUGGACACGCGAAUCAUCCCCAUCAAGGCGUCUGCUGUCCCUCCGUCUCUUCGCGACCCCCCUCCGCCGCCGCCUGCCUCCUCCCCCCACCACAGCCAUCACCACGGCAACCACACUUCGCUCAGAGGACGCCACCAGCAUCACCCCUCGCCCUCGUCUUCGUCAGCGUCUCCCAGGCAACGCUUACCUGGGCGCAGACGGACGUCUGACUAUCUAAUCAGUUAGUCAGGAGGAACAGAGUCACAGAGAAAGCAGUUGAGGCAAAGCUGUGGGAUUUCUAGAAUAUUUCCUCCUCUUGACUUCAGGUAAAAUUUCUGUCUGAGCAGUAAUUACUAUAUCCCUAAACUUGAGUAAGACUGCUAAUGGACAAAGUUGUUUCCUGAGUCUCUGAGUCUCAUUAAUCCAGUCAUGAGGCUCAACUUUAAUGUGAAAUGCAGGUUAAUGAGAGUGAAGCAGCAGUAGGUUUGAAGGUUAGUGCCUUGCUCAGGGAUCCUCCUCCUUCCUGUUCCCGGCACAUAAAACCAGUCCAGCAGCUCAAUAAUCCUCCCCCUCGUGGAACUGGUGACAUUUACUUGUGUUUGUUCUAUGGAACUGUGUUGUUGUUGUUGUUUUGAAGACUAUUAUUUAAUAACUGUAAAUAUGAGUGUUUGCUCUGUAGAUAUGUUUUCUAUUUUUUUUUAACCUGCUCAUAGUGAGGUUGAAAGAAACGAUGAAUUAAUGGUGAGAUGUUGAAUAUUUGUGUUCAUGGUUGAACAUCUCUCCUCAUUCAUGUAUGGAGAUAUUCUAUAUACAGUUUUUAUUGUACAGAAGUAACUUGCCCGAAGGUGCAGGAACAGGCUGAGUGAAGGUCCACUUGACACACGCUUGUUAGGUUUGUUUGACUUUUGCUUUUCAUCUGGCCAACAUGAAAUAUUUUCUUCACGUUUCAACAGUUUGUUGUUUUAUAAUCAAGUCUAGUCUCUGAAGCUUAUGCAGAACGUGCUGCCUCAGAAUCAGCGACUUAAUCUGCCCUCUGACAAGUUAUUCACCACUGUUCAAUCAAUGAGUGUUUUAAUGAAGGCUAGCAGCCUCCAGUCCUUAUGCUAAGCUAAGCUAACGUCUCGGCAAGAAAGUGAGGAAACUUGUGUGAAAUGGCCAGAACCUGAACCUGAACUUGGACCUGGACCUCCUGAGAAACCUUUGUCAGUGAAGCUUUGUUAUUGGUGUCUGUUUUUUUGUUUGUUUGUUGUUGUUUUUUUACUGAGUGAAUUUGUUUUUUUGGGGGGGUUGAGCUACAGGGAAAUGUUGGGUGUGAAGUGCAGCAUUGUGUGCUUUCAUGCAUCACAGAUGAACUAUUUAAUUAUAUGCAAAUGUUUUGGGCAAUAACAGCAAUAUUUGUCAACUCGUCUGUAUUUUUUUUACUUUUGUCCUUGAAGCACAGGCUGCAGAGAACCGGGUUCUUGAGCUUCUGCUGGUGCAUGGGUUAAUUUUAAUAAGAAAUCAAAUGGAAGCUUUGAUGCUGUAGCUACGUUUAAGUUUCAGAAGCAGCCUGAUGUGACUGAACGUGAGUGGAAGCGGAAUGUAAAUACGAUGUUUUCUCUAUUUGAAAAUCAGAACAUGUAAAUAUCCUUAAUUCUUCCCGGACGAGAUGUUUGUUACGCUUUGUUUGCAUUUAAUUUGAUGAAGACGACGAACCUGUUUGGCGCUUCAUUUGCAUGUGCUUCUUUUUUAACACACUUUCAUAAUAAAACAUUUACAACUGAUGAUCACAAACACUUUUAA